Molecule: messenger RNA, 4781 nt
Organism: Cydia fagiglandana
Lineage: Eukaryota; Metazoa; Arthropoda; Insecta; Lepidoptera; Tortricidae
Gene: side-VII
Product: neural cell adhesion molecule 2-like
Exons: 18
Coding region: 218-2827 (869 amino acids)
Molecular function (GO): protein binding
Source: RefSeq, a predicted model, not a curated record
GACGUCAGUACCGACCCGCUCGUAGCUCGUAGCGCUCGUGCGGCGUAGCGAUCGUAGCGAGCGUAGACCUAGUGCUGUGUUGUGCUGUGUUGUUCUGUGAAACAUGUUUUGAGAUGCGAGCAACGGGAAUUCAAAAUAAACAGCGCGUUUGAUAAUGUUCGCCUGAUCCGAUGUGUCGGACUGUGUUGGUGUAGUGAGUGAUGUGAUCAGUGAUGUGAUGGUGGCCAUUAUGCUGCCGGCGCUGCGGGUGCUGGCUCUGGCGGCCUUCGGGGUGGCGUACGCCAAUCUAAAUAAUGAUAACCUCGACAUCACACGGCAGGGCUCCAUCCGCUCCUCCCUUCUGCACAGGGGCACACCUCAACUUAACUUGCAAUCAGUAUCCAUGACACAAGUGAUAGCGGUGGCGGGCGAGCCGGUGUAUCUGCCGUGCGACAUCGCCUCCAUCGACGAAGAUGACGCCGUGCUCCUAGUACUGUGGUAUAAGGAGGAUCUCGGGACGCCGAUAUACAGUGUCGACGCCCGGGAGCGAGACUUCGGCGUGGCCGAACGCUGGUCUGACGAGAGCGUCUUCGCGUCCCGAGCAUAUUUCUUGCCGGAGCGAAGACCAGCCGAGUUAGGAGUGGACCGCGUCAAGGCUUCUGACCAGGGCAUCUACCGCUGCCGGGUCGACUUCAAACAGGCCCAGACUAGGAAUUCUAGGGUCAAUCUCACUGUCAUAGUGCCUCCGAGCAAGAUGGUGAUAACCGACGACCAGGGCGACGUGAAGCAGGCGAUCGUCGGGCCCUACGUCGAGGGGGACUCUUUUACGGUCAAAUGUGACGUCAGUGGAGGCCGUCCCCGACCAUGGGUGAAGUGGUUCAGGGAUGAAGUGGAACAGGACACGCCAGCGACGCCUCUGGUGAACAACGGGGUGCGCGGGGUGCUCCGCGUAGGGCCUCUGACCAGGGCUGAUGUGAGAGCCACACUUACGUGCCGAGCUUCGAAUCACCAGCGGGCGCACCCUAUUGAAACUACGCUCACUUUAGAUAUGAAUUUUCCUCCUCUAACAGUCCACAUACUGGGCUCGAACCAGCCUCUGUCAGCCAGCAGGCGGUACGACCUCCUCUGCCAGAGUUCAGGGUCAAGACCCCCUGCCUCCAUCACCUGGUGGAAAAACGGCCACAGGAUUAACAACGCUAAAGAAACGUUGUCAACGGAUGGCAAUACAACGACGUCAACCGUUUCACUGCUGCCGAGCAAGGCAGACGCGGGUGCGAGGCUUGCAUGCCGCGCGGCAAAUCCGGCCAUGCCGCAGGUCCCCUCUCUUGAAGAUGGCUGGACGUUAGAUAUACAGUAUAUCCCGGAGACGACAGUUCGAUUGGGCACCAAUCUGGAUCCUACUAACAUCAGGGAAGGCUCGGAUGUAUACUUCGACUGCAUCAUCAGGGCACAUCCCUAUGUCUACAAAGUUGAAUGGAGGCAUAAUGGCAAAACGUUGCUUCACAACAUCGGACAAGGCGUCAUCAUCAGCAACCACUCGCUGGUGCUGCAGGGCGUUGGGAGAAGAACUGCUGGCAACUACACGUGUGUCGGCUUCAAUGCGGAGGGCGAUGGAGAAAGCAAGCCAUUUUCCUUGGACGUGCUUUACGCGCCGACGUGUCGCAGCUCACAGCAGAGAGUGCACGGAGUAGCGAAGCAGGAGCGAGCGCACAUCACGUGCCAUGUUGACGCCAAUCCGUCUGACGUGACUUUUCGUUGGACCUUCAACAACACGGCCAACAGCAACGAAGUGAGUGACUCGUACGUGUCUCGCGCCGGCACUAGCUCGACGGUCACCUACACGCCCCACACUGAGAUGGACUACGGCACUCUACUCUGCUGGGCGCAUAACAGGAUUGGGAAACAGCGGGUGCCGUGCGUCUACCAUAUUAUUGCUGCUGGCCGGCCAGACCAAGUGCAUAACUGCACGGUGGUGAACGCGUCGCUGACGUCGUUCGGAGUCCGCUGCAUGGAAGGCUUCAAUGGCGGCAUGCCGCAGUCCUUCCUCCUGGAGGUCCGGGAGAUCGUCACACAACAAAUCGUAGCGAACGUAUCCAGCGCCGUCCCACGCUUCACGGCCGUGGGUCUCCAGCCCGGGCGUACGUACGCCGCGGCGGUUCUGGCGUACAACGCCAAAGGGAGGGGAGAUCCGUUCCCACUCCGCGCUGGGACGCUGCGGCCGCCGGAGAAGCAUCAUGUCCAUGACAAGAGCUUACAGGACUUACCCCGAACCGCCUUCCAAAUGUCCGGCACCAUGUCAGCGGCCGUGGGGGGUGGCGGCGUGCUCAUGGUUGUCAUAGUUCUCUUCAUGAUCGCCGUGCGGCAGCGCUGCGCCAAGCGCAAGCCGCGCUCUGCGCCCACGCCGACGUCGCAACCGGCGUCGCCGGACAAGCUGAGAGAGAAGGACGAUAGCGAGAGCGAUGAUAGGAACCCGGACAUUAUACCUUCGGAUACUGAUCAGAUGCAGAUGGAUUACUACCGGCAGCAGCAGGUUUCAACGAUAUCCCCACCGCUGGGCAACCGUGGGCCGCGGGGCAGCGUGGCCGGCGUCCGCGGGGGUUUGCCCGGGUACUGCCCGCUCCGCACCGCACCUCCGCCUUCGCACCCACCCAUGCACGAGUCCGGGACCGCGUCAUCCGGCAUCCCGCCGCCCGCACGCUUCGCCUCCGGCUCGUGCACGCUGCCCCGCGGCACCACGCUCGCCCCCGAACGCUGCGGCAUACCGCUGCAGCACCUCCGCACGCUGCCGCGGCCGCUGCCCGCCCCCGCGCCCCUGCCGCGGGUCACCCCCCGCGACACCCCGCUCUGACAAACAACGCAGCUGUAGGACAUGUAAAUAAUUAAGUGAGUGCUCAAGACUUUUGUUUCGUUCUGGUGACAAGUUUAGAUUUGAAAGUUUUGUAAUCAAGAAAGAUUUCGAUUACUGCUAUGGCUUUGGAUUAACAUGUCGAACAGGAAAAGGUGGAAGGAAAAGACAAGGAAGACAUACCCCACCAUCACAUGAGUAAAACCACAAGGAGAUAGAGAGAGAGAUUGGUUCUUUAAAGAAUGAAGACGCAUGUUUAGAAAAUUAUUUAAUUUAAUAUUAUAUAAAUAUUCCAAAAUAUUAUAUUUCUCCGAUGUUUUGUAUGCCGAAAUUUAAUCUAAUGCAUUUGGCAUUCUUUCCAAUACCGUAAUUUUUCUUUACUUUUGAAGGGGAUGGAUUAUUUAACGGAUUUUGCAAAGAAUGUUUUCGAUAAAAUAAAAAUAUUGUAAUGUACGACUAAAACCGAAAGGUAUGGUUUUGACUCAGUUGUGGCCAAAACCGACUAUUUAAAGAUAUUUAAAGACGAUGAAAAAAAUGUGAUGGCUUUUCUUAAACACCUGAACAAUUAAACAUUCAGACAGGCAGUACCGACCGUAUAAAAUACCGACCAAGUGCAUGUCGGAAGCCACGACUAGUCUAAUUAUCAAAGAUUAAUUCAAAUUCACUUAACAUUAUUGAAAUCCAGCCGAACGCCAUCCAAAAGUACAAUGUUGUAAGUUUCGGCGCGGCUGAUGGUUCGGUUGCGGCUCAAAAUUAUCGGACCUUUCGGUAACGGGAUUUUUAUACCGAAACCGAAAUCAAAACCGAACCGAACUUCGAUCGGAUGAUAAAAUUUGGUAACUCUAUUUGGCUAUUACUAUUGACGAAUGACGUUUCACCUGACGGAUUAAAAUGUACGGAGACUACGUAGUCUCAUAAAAUACACUCUAGCUAAUAUUACAGAGACAUUUAAAAUCUAGAAUUGUCACUUUUCAUGGACGAAAUGUUACGAGUAUGACCGAAACGAAAAGGUGUUUUUUAUUAGGUUAUAAUAUUUUAAAAGUCUAUACUUAAAUAGUUAGGGUAAAAUGAAAUAACGAAUUGUGUUACCUAAUGUAAUUAGUGUAAAUAAUGAAUUUUUUCAAUGAAUAGUUGCAUACAUUUUAAAAUUAAUAAAUCAUAUUGUAUGUAUAAUAGGAAAACAAUACAAAGUAUUGGUUUAUUGGUAUCAUAAUGUAACAGUAUUAAUUAUUUCAGUAUUAUUUAUUUUUCAGUAUAUUUCAGUAUUAUUCUUGUGGUAAAUGGUUGUGACAAUCGUAAUGUUAUCGUUUGAUACCUGAAGAGUUUUUGUCAUAAAAUUUUUAAAAAUAUCUGUUUUGUCAAUUUUAAUUUAUACAUAUUAACAAUAAAUAUAUUAGAAAAUUUAACGGGAAAUAAUGUACUUAUUCAUCAUAAUCACGAUUUGUGAUAUUGUUAAUAAUAAUGCUAAUCUACGAAUGGUUACCUUUUGUAUGAAUAAUCAUUUUCUAUGGUGGAAUGAUAAAAAGUAGGUAUUUAAAUUGUUUUUUACACUCAAUGUGCAUUACAUUGUACAUAAUUCAUUGCAAAAUUUGUAGCAUUUCCUUUGUUUUAUUGGUUCUGAAACAAAUUAAAUUCAUCCCAAUUUAAUUUAUCAAAAAUAUGACAAAUAUGCAAGGUGGGCCUUGCAAGGUUAGUAUGUCUCUACUAGGUAGGUGGCUACUCAUUAAAAAAGUAAAGAAAGAAGAAGACCCUCAUAAAUCAUGUUUGUUGACUUUAGUAAUAAAAUUCGUAACAUUAUACCGGGUGUGGCCUGCAAUACGAGCAAAAAAUUUAACUAUAGGCUGUACUCCUCAUACUGACCAACAUUUGUUCAGCGACUUUUAAAAAUUACUUGUGGUUUGAUUUUUAAUACACUUUAAAAUUUAUUCUAAGACGCAAUGUAUUGCGAAUUUUGUUA